AUGUCAAAAAGGCUGUUUCUCCUUCUCUCGAUUUCUGUUUUUUCAUUCGGACAAAUAUGCUCAAGCAUCGACAUCGGCAUCCAUUUUGACAGCAUCGGCAAAGUUGUAUCAAACGGCAAAACCAAAGCAGAAUGGACCUAUCUUACCCCUACCUACAAUUCUCAAGCAAAUGAGCAAUCUCUCAAAUUUUACGUCAUGAGCUCGUAUCCUCAGUGAAAAGAUUUCGAAAAGGUAGAAUUUCACCAUCAAGACGAGAACAAAACUGAUGACCUAAAAUGGCUUCAUAUGAAUGUUGCAAAAGAUGAAGAAGAAAUUCGGAAAUUUAAUCUGUCUGCUGCUUAUGAAGUUACACAGGAAUGCUUAAAUAGAGGGUCUGGGGGUACUAAACUGCAUCUAAAUGUGACCUUUUAUAUGGCUGACUGUCCUCCCAUUUCUAUUAAUUGGAUGAAAAUAUGGGGUUUUAUUAUGAAUGGGCAUCAUAAAGGGCUAUUUUUUUAUUUUUGUAAAAAAUGCAGAGGUUAAGGAAAAUUGAUUAUGUGGAGAACAGGGACAAACAAGAGAUGGGCUUUCAAUCGGAUUCAGCACAAAGUCGAGCGAAAUUGCAGAAAAUGGGAAAUUGAAGCCAGCAUUUGACCAGAAAACAAAAGAUGAUGCAUAUUUAGUUCCCUUUGAAGAAGAAACCACUAUAAUUUAUCUGCACAUGCAAGAAGACACUGGGAAAGUUUACUAUAACUCUCCUUUUAUUAUCACAGAUGAAAAGGUUAUAUAUCCUGUAUUGAAUGGAAGUGCUGAAAGGCCAGGAUGGCUUGAUCAAAAUCCAAAAGAACUAGAAAUCAGCUAUAAUUGUUUAGUAGAUAAUGGUAAGGUAGUAGAAAUAUUCUUACUCCCACAAGCAUUUUCCUAUUUUUUAAUUAGGAAAAACAUAUAAAAUUGACUGGAUAGCGAUUUUAAUUAUUAAAAAAAACCAAUUAUUACGAAUUUUCUCUUAUAAAAAAGCUCUGUUUUCUAUUAAUUAGAAGAGUUAGUAAUAGAGCUACCUUAUUUUCAGAAUAUUCAAGCACAUUUUUAUAAGCAAUGCGGAUCCAAAAAACUCAGCAGCUCUUUUUCAUUAUUCUGGGCCUUUAUUUAUUUACUAACAGGUGGCAGCAUUGCAGCAUACCUAAUAGCUUAUGUUUAUUCACAGCACAGAAAUGGAGAAAAAGGCUGGGACUUAGUGCCUUUUGGACAACACAUUAAAGGACUUUUCAGGACAACCGUCCACCUCAAGCCAAAAAGUGGGCAGCCUCAAGACAUGGAUUUGCCAGACCUAAAUGACGAUAGCCUCGAAAUCAAUGUGCAGAGCCAGUACGGGACUGUUUAA
Blepharisma stoltei is the source of this 1360-nucleotide messenger RNA. Lineage: Eukaryota; Ciliophora; Heterotrichea; Heterotrichida; Blepharismidae. The record is from the annotation of a GenBank genome assembly.